AUGACCAGGGAAGCCCUGUGCCUGCUUUGCCUCGGGCUGUGCCUGGGCUAUGAAGGAGAGACGAGGCCCGGUGAGCCUCCUCCCAGUGGCCGCCGCCCCUCCCUGAGCGCCUGGCCCAGCUGGGUGGUUGAACCUGGCGGCAACGUGACCCUGAGGUGCCGGGUUCCCUUCCAGAACGUCUCAGUCAUGCUGGGCAGGCUGGGAGACCCCAGGUACAGGCAGGAGCGGAGCUCAGCAGGGGCCGCGGCCGAGUUCCCCCUGGGGGGGCUGGAGCCCCAGGACGCCGGGAGCUACUCGUGUGCCUACAGGACUUCAGCCUCCCGUGAGUGGUCAGCACACAGCGAGUGUGUGCAGCUGGUGGUCACAGGCUCUCUCCCGGCGCCUUCCCUCUCAGUAAGCGCAGACCCCGGGACCCCUGCCGGUUCCAGAACCCUCCAGUGUCUGGUUCCCUACAACGGGACGGAGUGCAUCGCAGCCGCUCUGCUGAGAACCGGGGUCCCGGAACCCCUGCGCGCGGAGCGGGUGCAGCAACAGCGGGCGGCCUUUGUGCUCCGGGGCCCCGGGGAGUUCAGCUGCGUGUACUACCAGUGCCACGCGCCGCACCUGGGCUCCUUCCUCGGCAGCCUGGCCGUCCCGGCGACAGGCCCCAGCGUCAUCUUCAUCACGGCCUUCAGCUGCCUCUGCAUAGUGCUCCUCUUCCUCGCGGUCUUCCUCAUCUACAGGCGCACGCAGCGCGGUUCCCCACGUGAGGACUCCAGCAGGAGAACCAGUGACUCCAGUUUUUCCAAGCAGGACGACUCGGAUGUUUCCGUGCCCGAGAGGAGGUCCACCUCGGGAAACGAGAUCCCUACGCCAAAGAGACCACCGCACCCCGUGGAGUCAGCCUGGGUGUCCACCAGCAGACGAACGGGUACCGACAAGGGAGUGACCUGUGCUGAACUAAACCCUGCUGCACCUGAAGACGCGGCUUCUGUGCCCACCGAGGAGCCCCCAGGCCCCUCUGAGCAUGCUGCAGUGACUGUGUAG
Messenger RNA from Lepus europaeus (European hare), 1026 nucleotides. Its product is annotated as V-set and transmembrane domain-containing protein 1-like. The coding region runs from base 1 to 1026 and encodes 341 amino acids. Lineage: Eukaryota; Metazoa; Chordata; Mammalia; Lagomorpha; Leporidae. The record is from RefSeq and is a predicted model, not a curated record. Gene Ontology annotation, cellular component: plasma membrane. The transcript is spliced from 10 exons.